AUGUACUGCCUGCCGGCACCCCUCUGCCUCCUGAGCCUGCUGUCGCUACCUCUCAGUCCUGCGGCCCCCAUCUCCCCAUCAGAGCCCAUCAGUCAAGCCUAUAGCCUGGCCCUCUACAUGCAGAAGAACACAUCAACACUGCUGCAGACCUACCUCCAUUACCAGGGCAGCCCCUUCAGUGACCCUGGCUUUUCAGCCCCUGAGCUCCAGCUCAGCAGCCUGCCUCCUGCUGCAGUCUCCUUCAAGACCUGGCACUCGAUGGAUGACGCCGAGCGGCUAAGCCGAGCCCAGGGAGCCUUCCUGGCCUUGACCCAGCACCUCCAGCUGGUGGGGGACGACCAGAGCGAUCUCAAUCCCGGCAGCCCCAUCCUGCUGGCCCAGCUGGGCGCGGCAAGACUCAGGGCCCAAGGCCUUUUGGGCAACAUGGCUGCCAUCAUGACUGCGCUGGGACUGUCCAUCCCCCCAGAAGAGGAUACUCUGGGAAUUGUCCCUUUUGGGGCCUCAGCCUUUGAGAGGAAAUGCCGGGGCUACAUAGUGACCCGGGAAUACGGUCACUGGACGGACAGGGCUGUGAGGGACUUGGCUCUGCUCAAGGCCAAGUACCCGGCGUAG
Molecule: messenger RNA, 612 nt
Organism: Psammomys obesus (fat sand rat)
Lineage: Eukaryota; Metazoa; Chordata; Mammalia; Rodentia; Muridae
Product: cardiotrophin-2
Exons: 3
Coding region: 1-612 (203 amino acids)
Source: RefSeq, a predicted model, not a curated record